This is a messenger RNA of Lasiosphaeria miniovina, 2362 nucleotides long. RefSeq lists its product as uncharacterized. Lineage: Eukaryota; Fungi; Ascomycota; Sordariomycetes; Sordariales; Lasiosphaeriaceae. The coding region runs from base 332 to 2329 and encodes 665 amino acids. The transcript has a single exon. The record is from RefSeq and is a predicted model, not a curated record.
GGGCGGCGCACAGGCAGGUCAGGCUGUCAUUGUGGCUUGACGUGACGCUGGCGCAUCAAUAGUGACGACUUUGCAGCUGUUUGCUGCUCUGGCAGCCCGCCCAUUCGCUGAAGCUACGUCUGUGGACACUCACCAGUCCAGUUUGGUCACCACGAUUUAGCUCAUUGCGUCUGGCACCACGCCCGCCUGCCAAUACGAGCCUGCUUCCAGCAGCAUGGUUCCUCUAUCUCAGAGCGUUCGCGCCGUUCGUGGUCCCUAACUUUUUUUCUCAACAGACUCAGCAUGUUGUCGGUCUUAGCCCCGUGGCUCUUUUCCUUCUUGCCUCGCUGCCAUGGGGGCCUCGCAAUCGUCAUCUGCGGCAGUUUACUCUGGCGCGCAGUUUGUUAGCGGCGGUGUGCCAAUCUUUCGCUCGUACCAGCCUUGCCAUGUCUUUGGCGACGCCAGUCUCUACAGCAUCGGCACGCGGAUCGGCUUCUACCUCCAGUACUCGGCGGCCGUUCUGUCUAUUCUGUUCCUCCAUGGUCAGGACUUGAAGGCAUGGUUUGUUUGCCACUUACCGCUGGCCGCGGCCAGCUUCGUUGUACUCGUAAUCCACGCGGGUACCGGCAACGGGUUGGUCGUUAUAGACUGGGCCGUCAUGUUCGGUCUGGUGCUGUGGUCCAUUCUAUUUUUGACCAGGCCUAUCUUCGUCUGGAGCCGCAUCGGCCUUGCCUCUGGCAUUUCCAAGGAUGCGACGCAGCUGCAACAGGAACUGACCAGCGAGGGCGGCAGGAUGGUCAGUGACCAGGAAGCGGAGUGGAACUUGCGGUACAUCGCUGUACUGAAAGUUAUUGGGACGAGGGAAGAGAUCCAAGACGAGCACCGGAACAGCCAGAAUGGCGAUUCCAGGCUCGUGCGAGACGAGUUGGCGAGGGCGUUACAGCAGUAUGUGGACGCUUUUGCCCCAGCUCGUGGAUCCCCCGCUGCCGCCGACGCUGCAAGUUACAUUGCAACUCUGUACGAGAGCGGGCGGCGGAUCAACGAUAUCGUGGCCAGAAUGAUGAUCGACAACCGACAAGUCGCCGCUUUUCGUGACGCACAUGCUGAGGCUCUCCGACAAGCCAACAUCCCCUUUAACCAGGCGCAAGCGACAACACAAACCCUGGCGCGGAUGGCGAAGGAGGAUCUGAGAUCCAGAGAGACCGGGCCUGUUUCACGCUCAGCGUGGGGAAUGGUCAAGGAACUUGGGGCCUGGACUGGUACUACAGGGGCGGUAGGAUGCGGCCUGGGCUUGAUCCUCUACGCGGGUUACCUGACAUUUAUGGUCUGGCUUGUCUUCCGAGGAAUAGACCACGGGGCCAAGAGUGGAUGUGAUAUCCAGAUCAUCCUUCUUGUCGUCCCGGUCAGCGUCUACAACCCUGCAGCCAUCACGGCAUUGCGUGUCCUGGCCUGCAUCUGCUUCGCCGUAAUGGGUGUGCCGGCUCUACUCGCGGGAACCGCUAUCAUCGCUGUUGCACUUCACCAGUGGUGGCUCGGGAUAUCGCCGCAAGGUGAAAGAGGAGCGGGGGCGAGAAAGGACGUCUUAGGUUUCGUGGGCAUACCGUACGACUUUGGGAAGGGAGAAGGAUAUACCCAAGAAGCCGCCACACACUUGACGGGCAUGCUUCGUCACGCGCACUCGGCCAGCAUCCCCCGUGCCUCGAGGGCUAGUGACCUGGUAUCGGAUGCCUCGCUUCACCGUCAGCCGUCGACGUCGUUUGCGCUUGACCCGAGAGGUAGCGACUUUUACUUCGACCCCACGUUCAAAGAAACAGCCGCCUCCGAUGCCGAGGUUGGAAUACGUGGAGGUCUAGCGAGUAGCAGCAGCAUCUCAGGACUGAGUGGAAUGUGGAAGCUUCUGCUGUCAAAGCGAUUGCUCUGGGAGCCCUUGGCAUUUGUUGUGGCAGUCAUCCACACCAUUGUGGUGGUCGAGAUGACGAUCCGCGUCAACAAGCUUGACAUGCGCCAACCACCGAUGACGUCGAUGGGUGAGCUGGUGGCCUUCUUCCUGGGCGUGUUCCUUUUUGUCAGAGUCGCUGCGAAAUGUUUGCUUGCAGGGUCAAAUCGGCUGCGAGGUCGACAGGCCGCUGCUUGGUUCGACGACAGAUGGAAGAUUCUUUCCGACCCGCCAAAUCGUUGGCAAGACCGGUCUGAUGUCGAUGCUGCGGCGAGGGGCGGUAGUAGCGCUGCGCUGAGAACAUUCUCAAGGCAUAUACGGGAGAGCAGCAUUCAACACAGGAUCUAUCUCCAGCCCGAGGGUAGGAGCGUGAGCAGCAUGGGAAAGUUCAAGGAGCUUAUGAGUGAUGCAUGAGACGCCUAGAACACCCCAUCCUGGUUUCGUUGG